GAGUUGGAAAGGGAGAGGGUGGGCGACCACCCCCGCCUCAAAGAGAAAGAGAGAGAAAGGCUCCAAGCUUCAUUAUCGCCGGUCCUUGAACCCGUCUCUGCUCGAACUCGAACACAACGCCAACGUUCUCCCAUUCUCUCUAUCUAAGCUAUAGCGUUUUCGAGAGAUAUCGAUAUCGCGGGAAAAUUCGAGUUCUUUAGAAUCGUGCAAGGACGGAAUCUGUUCUGCCACAUUUUCAAGAGAGAUGGCUUCUGUUCGCACAUGUUAUUGCAAACAAAAAGAGGAUGUAUCGCGCAAGAAAGAUGACGAUAUCACAGAUAGGAAUCGAUAUCCUUCAACUGCCACGUCCAAAAGAUUGGUAAUCAAGAAUAAAGCUUGUAGAAGUAAUCGAGAAUCUCCUAAAAGAGAAAAAAGCGACGAGAAAAUGCCUAAAAAUCGAUCGGUGGAAGUGCAAUCUAAUCCUGUCUUGAGUCCAGAAACGUCGACUGCGCUCGAAAACGCCGAGAAGAUUAUUAACAAUGCAAAGGUACAACUCAUGGAAGUCUGUGCAAUGUCAAGUCUCGAUUCUGCGCGACAAAAUCAAAAUACAUACUUGGACCCGCCCUUAGACGACGAGGCGGAGGAAAUGCUGUACAUUCGUGAGCUGGUGGCCUCCAAGUUUUACGAGGCAAGCACCUUGAGAUCGGAAGCGAACGACAGGACGAGCGCGCAUCUGGAGGAUCGAUCUCCGCGAGUCACCGUUCGCAGGGUCGAUUUGUCGGCGCCUAAAUUUCGGAUGUCGCGAGGAAGACGACGUGCCGAUUGCCGGUCCCUGGAAUACGGAAGCGACGAUCGCUUGCAAGAACGUGCCUCGCCUGUCGGAACGCCCUCGAGAAACGACUCAUCGUCGUCGAAGGACUCGAACAACGAGGUCGAGAACGAGGCAACAACGCGAGACGAUCGUACUCACAAUCUUCCGGGACGAAUAUCAUCGGCAACUGAAGGCGAGCUCGUUCGUGCGCGAGAGAACACGUGCAAAAUCCAAAUAGGACCGUCGGUGCACAUCGUCGACCGGGAACUGACGAGGCAGGACCUGGAAGACGUGCACAUCUCGCCGGAAACGUCCUACUGCCACGCGAACACGGCCACUUACGUCCUGCGCCACUUUGACGUCGCUGAAAGUCCCGUCACGUCCGGGGACAACGAGCUUCGAAAAAUACCGGAAGCACCGAGGAAGACGCUACGCGUGAGAUUAGAUACGUCGCAACAUGAGGGACCGAUUGUCGCGGAAGCUGCAACCGAAACAAGUGUUUGUGUAACUACGAAAGUUUCAGACAUCAGAGAUUCUGAACAAGAUGACGAGCGAAACAAGUCUCUCACGUCUCGAGCUCAAAAUUGUAUCGAUGGAGAAGAGAGAAAAGAAAGCAAAACGGAAAUAGUUGAAUGUUUGAAAAACACGACAAAUCAAGAAGCAAUUAAAUCCGUCGUGAUUGAAAAUUCAAGAACUGAUAAUGCAAUAUUGCAAGAAAAGUCAAAAAAUAAAGUCAAAAUUACCUUCCACAAUGAUAUAAAUUACACGGAAAAAGGAAGAAUAUUCAAUAAGGACAACGAUGAGCAGAUUCACCUACGAAAUGAAGAAAACACUGUAGAUGAAAUACAGGAGGAGAAUCCAAGCGAUCGAUCAAAGCUACCGCCUGAUAAUGACACUUUAAAGAAAAUAGAUUUUCCUCGCCGUGGAAAUAUCGUUCCGCAAACUUAUCGAGCGAUGAAAAGUUCGAGAUCACAUCAGACACAGAUUGAUGAACGUUUUACAAACACUUUUGACAGUCAUAAUGAACAAGGUAAGCUGUAUGAUGUCACUGGCAAGGAUAUACGUCAUCAGUCUUUCAUCUCGACCUGCAUGGAUGAUUCUCAAAUAAAGGACAAUUUGGAUGAGAUUGAUUUGUACCGACCGUGUCUAAACGAUUUGGACACAAUUUUGCUCUCUAACGAAAGAAAGAUUGAACGUGUCGUUCGCACGGUCGAGAAUUUCGCGGAAUUUUUAUCGAGGCUCGAAUCCACGAUACAUGGGGAUAAAGACAAGCAAACACUGCGAUAUAUAAAUCACGAAGAAUUUCAUCAUAAUUCGUCAGCUGAUAAGGAUCGCAAGCUCUUGUUGAACGAGCCGACUAGAUUGACUUUCGAAACUGAACUGAAGAAUACGGAUUUGACCGUCUCGUGUGUACCGUCAAAGAUGCAUGAAACUAACGCGAACUCGCAGAGUACAUCCACGGACACGAUAGAGAUAAAAUCAUCGAGUUUCACGAAGGAAAGCGGCUCUCCUAGCAAGUACUCGAAAAACUCCGUGGAAUCUAGCGUGUUUCCUGUAUCAGAUUCGAGCGAUGGCUCCGAGAUAUCUCGCGAUAAAGUUCAACGACCCAGGACUGAAGGACAUUUAUCAGAAUCGUCGAUAUAUAAAUCAGACGUCACGACAUUCUCCAACAUAGUUCCCGCGUUAUCCAGUACGCGAAGAGAAACACAGAUAUCCGGGGAGAAGCACAUUACUCGGGACAAUCAUGCAAAUGCGAAGCGACAUGUCACAUCUCAAUCACAUGUCAAUAGAGUGUCCAAGCGUGACAUCGAUCAUUCCCAGAAGGAAUAUUUCGGCAACGUUUUCGCGCAGACUCUCCAAAAGGAUACGUCCGAGGCCGCGGAUCGGUUCAUCGCUUACCUCCUGCAGGACGAAAAGCGGAGCAUCGAGGGGAAGGUGGUAGAUGCCUUGAAGGAGUCGACGAUCGCGCCUGUCGCGGUGCAAAAGCUCCUGGAUAAUUUGCGCAACGUCGAAUCGAUUCGCAGGACGCGUGAGACGGAAACUUUGGACAUUCUCAAGAAUAUUCUCAUCAAUAUUCAAAGUCAGACUGAUCCAGAAACGAAAGGAAGCGUUCAUCUCGUGGCUCGUUCCGAAUCUAUUCAACAUAUUAAGAAUAAUAGCAAGAAAGACACAUGUCAAACAGCAAACGUAGACGAUGCAGAGAUUAAUGUUAGUAAAAAUAAUCAAACUUACAAAGAAAUCAAAGAUGUGGAGACCUUUCCUAGGAACGUCGCCGAUUCCUCGAUUCGAACAAAUGCAAUUGAAGAAUCGAUUCCGCAAACACAAGUGAAAGAUGAUGCAAACGAUGAUAUCGGGCAAAUUGCCAAGAAAUCUUGCGACUUCAAAAAGUCCGAUAAACUUUCUUCCGAUUCUUCCGCGAAGAAAGAAGAAAAGAGAGAAGGCGCGGCUCCUCUUCGUUCCAUGAUCCUUCUCGAGUCUGCUCAAAAUUCCAAAAAUAAUAGCAAGGGAAACUCGUACUCGGAAGCCGAGUCAUUGAAGCAGAUCUCCGAUAUUCGCAGCGAUGAUGACACACUUCCUCGCAAGAGUUCUCAAAAUUCGUCCAGGAGAACCGUAUCCGCAAAAUUCAAUGAGGGGUGUACGUUGGAAGCUGACAAUCCUGCGACCGCAGCAUCCGCAGAAAAUAAAGAGGACGAUGUGAAUGACGAGAGACGUAGAGAUGUGGAGGAUAAGAAUAUUUCACAAGAAGCUGUAAAAGAAAUUAUAAUAGAAACUCAUGAUAAUAUCACGUCGACGAAUCAAAAUGUAUUACCUGCGAAAGUUUCGGAGAUGAAGGACGAGGGAAUUCAUUUGGAUGCAAACUCUUCGGAAUCCAUUGCUGAAAUCUUGGAGAAAGAGGACGUUAGUUUUGUACAUUCAUCGACGAAGGGAGAUAUCGAAUCUUGUUCGACCAAGAAAAACAUCGGUUCGCAAGAUUCUGUAGUCAAGGAAGAGGUCGGUCUUGUUGCCAAUUCUUGUCCGGACAAUUCUCUACAAGAUCACGCCUCGUUAUCGAGCGCGAAAAGUAGCAAAUUAUCACUAAAAGAAGUCGCGUCACAUAUUAAGCAAGGUAUUAUUGAAGAUAAUGAUUUAGUAAAGGAUACGAGAAACGACGAAACUCGUGGCAAAUCGAUGACGAUCGACAAUCAUGGAGACGAAAAUGAAGACCCGGAAUUUCUGAAAAAUACAAAAAAUAUUAAUGAAGAGCAAUUCGCUUCAUUAUCGAAUGUAAAAAAAUUAUCCUUGAAACAGGUCGCGUCGCAUAUUGAGCAAAGUAUUAUUACUGGAGAGAAUGAUUUAGUAGAGGAUACGAAAGACGACGAAACUCGUGGCAAAUCGAUGACGAUUGACAAUUGUAGAGAAGGAAUCGAAGACUCGGGAUUUCUGAAAAAUACAAAAAGCAAUAAUGAGCAAAUGAUUGAUGAUGAUUUACAAAAAUGUAAAAUAGAUACCUUAUCUGGCUCUAAUUCCUGCGUCAGUAGCACAUUACUGGAUUACGAUAACAUAUCCCCCCAUGAUGCGUUAGCAGUUGACAAUCUUGGAAAUGCAAAGGAAAUUGAAACCUCGUCAGAGACGUCUCAUUCCGAGGGAGAACUGUAUAUGCCAAGUUCGUGUUCCUAUUCUCUCGGGGAAGUGAGAGUUUUGAAGAAAAGUGAAUUAAUCUCGAGUAAUUCGACAGAUCGCGAGAGCAGUGCAACAAUUUUCGUUACCAGAAGUAUGCUAACUUCUUUAAACGACUCUCCGAUGUCUUUGCUAGGAAAUUCCGGAUGCAUUUAAACACAGAAAUUCGUCGACGCAUCGCAAUAGUUAGUUUAUAUCAUAAUGAAGGAAAAUUUACGCUAAUUUAUGCUAUUACGCUAAUUUUUUUAAUUACCUUCACGUGCCUUUUAUAAUGAUACCAAAGAAAUCGAGCAUAUCACAUUUUCUUUCAUUAAA
This is a messenger RNA of Camponotus floridanus (Florida carpenter ant), 4762 nucleotides long. RefSeq lists its product as uncharacterized. The record is from RefSeq and is a predicted model, not a curated record. Lineage: Eukaryota; Metazoa; Arthropoda; Insecta; Hymenoptera; Formicidae. The transcript has 7 exons. The coding region runs from base 245 to 4603 and encodes 1452 amino acids.